AUGCCUGUUCUGACAAGCUCAGGGUGCGGCAAGCUGGAGGCUGCCGUGGCCAAGGCGGAGCAGCAAGGCGAGGCGGCCCUUAAUGAUGCCCGUUGCAAGCUGGCAGGGCUGGAGGAGGCCCUGCAGAAGGCCAAGCAGGACAUGGCCUGCCUGCUCAAGGAGUUCCAGGAGGUGAUGAACUCCAAGCUGGGCCUGGACGUGGAGAUCUCCACUUAUCGCAAACUGCUGGAGGGCGAGGAGAGCCGGGUGUGGGAAGGCACGGGCUCCAUCAAUAUCUGUGUGAACCGUUCCCAGGGUGGCAUGGUCUGCGGGGACCUCGGUUCCACCGUCCCUCGUGGCCUGGGAGGCAUGGCCAUCGGCAGCAGUGCUCUCUGCUCCCCCUCUGUAGUGGGGGCCUGUUCCAGUGUGAGAUCUAUGCGGUUUGCGUAA
Physeter macrocephalus (sperm whale) is the source of this 429-nucleotide messenger RNA. RefSeq names its product keratin, type II cuticular Hb1-like. Gene Ontology annotation, biological process: intermediate filament organization; keratinization. The transcript has 4 exons. Bases 1 to 429 code for a protein of 142 amino acids. Gene Ontology annotation, cellular component: keratin filament. Lineage: Eukaryota; Metazoa; Chordata; Mammalia; Artiodactyla; Physeteridae. Gene Ontology annotation, molecular function: structural constituent of skin epidermis. The record is from RefSeq and is a predicted model, not a curated record.